GCUUCUCUGGUCGAUCUGGCUGAGUCGGUAAGAACCGUUUCCGUGAUAAAAUCACACAGUAGCAGCGCGCACCGAAGGUCUGGGCUGGUACCGAAUUCUCAACGAACAGCAGGAGCCGGCCGUGAAGAGCUGCACACAAAUACCCGUACCAGCACGGCGACUACGGACAUCCUGGACGAGGACACUGUAGCGAAUGAUGCCACGGCUGAACUCGAAACUGCAGGAGAGGCUGUCGGUGCAAUGUCCAUCAUUCAGACAAGCGAGGACGAAAGUCACCGCGCGAACGCGACUAUGACUCUGGUGCGGGAAACCAGCAUUUAUGAUCUGAACGGCGCGGCAGAGAAAGUCGUCCCGGAUCUGGAAAACGCGCAAGACGAAUACUUGCGGCUGUUCUGCGGAGGUAUACAUUGAAUUUUAUUUUGUAGUCAAUUUGGUGAAACUCAAAUUAGUUCCAAGGGAGAGCAGCAGCGGUGGUCAAACUUAUUUACUACGGUGACAGCAUGCGUUGUUUCUGUUUGAUAGUUCGUUGAGAUACGCAAUUGAGUCGCAAACUGCUAACUUCUACUUCUCUUUCCAAAUCCACAGGUGACUGGAUCCGCUCGGGUCUGGACGGAAAGAACUCGCUUUUUGAGUACCUGCUCGAAGAUUCCGGCGCGUGUGCGAUCACGCGCAAGACCGGAUUGAAUUUCGGGCAGGAGUUUGUCAAAGCGGGUAGCUGCUGUGUGCAGGACUGUCCGACCUUUUGGGUGCCCACAAUCACGGAGUUUUCGCUGCAUUUAAACGCGGACACGCCCUACUACUUCGCGCCACCAUAUUCCCUGGUGAAGCGCUGCGCACGCCUCGCGGAAUGAGCGCUUCUGUGUUUCGCGUUUGGCGACACCGGGAUAACUGUGCUUUCUGAUUCUUGAGGCUGACAGUAGACCGCUAAGGAGCUUUUUGACAUUACGGAACAGUAAAGAAGUGUCGAUUGUUUUAAGUGUACUGAGUGGUCUAUUCUGCCCUGUCGUAUGCAGAUCUUUGUUCUUGCGUAGCUUGUAAUUCAAGAGUUUUUAGUCCAUCCUAUCCCUCUAUUUUCACUGCCUAUUCCACAUUCUCCCAAUCACAGAAUCGUUUUUUCAUCACAUGGUAAUUUCAUUUUACAAUAACAGCGAAUUAUGCAAUUAUCCCGACCCAAUUCAAGAAGUUUUCCUUGCUUUGUUGCAUACCUAGAGACGCUCUCAACUUUUCUCAGUAGCCCCGCCAAAUUCAGAACCCCAACGAAAAACACUGGAAUGCAAUAUAAAGCGUCAUAAAAACAGAGAAGACCGUCCGAGCACGACCCCCCUGAACAAAUUUGGAAAUAACAUUCAACAGACAAGAACAAGAUUUUUGACCGAGCGACAAUAUGAAUAUGGCUGUUCUUCUCUUCAUCCUUACCCUAUGUCAAGUUUUUAAUCAUCCUUGCGACC
Molecule: messenger RNA, 1448 nt
Organism: Amoebophrya sp. A120
Lineage: Eukaryota; Dinophyceae; Syndiniales; Amoebophryaceae
Source: the annotation of a GenBank genome assembly